CCGCCGAUCUGAAAACAAAGCCAGUAGCCUUGGUUAGACUGUGCUCAUGCAAUGCUCCUGCAUACUGAGUUGAACCAUUCUGAGUGAAGGUAGUACGCUUGCUCUCAGCUGUUUAGAGGUGACUGACUUUUUUGACGUCUAUGUCUUGUCCACUGUUUUGUAUGUGGUUGUGUUUUUUUUAAUUAUUAUUUUGAUAAAGAAGUGCGCGCCGAAUGGACGCGAAGCCCACAGUUUGUUUUAUUUGAUCGUUUCGUUGCACAGAAGACCUCAGAUAGGUAGAUACAGUUUACAAUUUGGCACCUUUCACAGCAGCUUGGUUUCGUUUUUGUUUAUCCCAAGAUAAAUACAAAGAACGGCAUCACGAACAAACGGAAGAUGAGCAGCGAACUCACGCAGGAAGAGAUUCGCAAAAGAAGAUUGGCACGAUUGGGUGGGAGUGCUGGUUUUGGUGGAACCUCAACAUCUACAUCACCUCCAGCAACUCCAAUUUCUCAAAGCCCUAACAAUAACAUUGGGGUGCAGCAAAAGGAGGGCAACAAUGGUGAAGCAGCUUUAGAAAUUGAAUGUCCGAUGAAUGUGGAGAUGAAGGAAGACAUUACACGAAAGUAUGAGAAUGUCUUUCAGGUGCCAAGCAAGCCAAUUGAUAUCGGAGUGGCUUGUGGCAGUAGAACCAGAACUAGACCACCGCCUCAGAGAAGUGACUCAGAAACCAGUUCCAUACAUAUGGAAGUAGACGAGGUGAGUGGUGAAAAAGUUGGUGGUGGUAAUACAGAUAUUGAUUCUGGUAUUGAAAAUAUGGAGGUGGAGGAGGGGGAUUCCAGGAGACAAAGAACAUCAUCAUCGACGGAGAUGACUGAAGAGCAGCUGAUGAACGCCAUUGCAAGAGUAUUGCUCUGCAGUUUUAAGGAAGCAGAUCCACUUUAUUUGCCUCAAACUGCUGAAGCACUGAAAGAUAAAUCAACUACUGUAUAUGCAGAUAUUAUUUCUCAGAGUGUAACAGAAGUAAUAUUUAGAAUAAUGGAAGGAAAUGCUCAGAAUUUACAAAGCGACUUAGAAUAUGAAACAAAUGCUAGUCCAGGCAACACUGUGAGCUCAAGCUCAUCAAGUCCCAUCGACACUCGAGGAGAAUUGGUCAAGUCAACUGUAGGAGAUCUGGAAACUAAGAGCCAAGCCUUUAACUACCUCAUGGAAUGUUAUGUUCGUGUUAACGUGGAGGAAAGAAACCAUCCUAAGAAGUCCAGCAUUCCUCCGUACAGCGAAUUAUUGAGCGAUCUCCGAUCGCAAAUCAUUCAUCACUCUGUUUUGUUAAUGCGCGAAUGUUUUUCUUCGUCCGAAGAGAUGAAGAGGGAAAUGCCGUUACUAGUUCGACCAUUGGUCCAUCAAACUCUGCCACGUGGCUAUUUAACGGAGCUGGUUCUUCGCACGCAUAUGGAUGUGCCAUUGUUCAAUGUUAUAUUUAUGCCUAUAUUAUUAGGAACGCAUACUUUGAUGAAAUACUCUAGUAUCGUCGCUAACUUGCACCGCUAUCCAAUCCAAGUUCUUUCAGAAUUAACAGAAAUUCGGUGCGGGGCUCGUCCGCUUUGCAUGUUGAUCACGCAAUUGCCAAUAUUUCACCCGGAACUAUGCACCAAUUCCGUUGGUCGCGAAUUCGUCUUGAAAUCGUUCUUCGGUCCAUUCCUCUCGGUGUCUGUGUUCGCCGAGGACGAGCCCAAAGUUGCCGAAAGGUUCUUCUCGGGAUACGCAUGUGAUAAAACCAUUAAUCUCACACUUCAACAAGAACUGGAGAACACUCGUGUUAAUCUGUAUAAAAUUUUCCACGAAAUGCUAGCGAAUGUCUCCAGCAGAGAACCAAUGCUCAAAUAUAUCGCAACUGUAUUAAAACAUAAUGAAAAACGUUGCCAAUUGCACAUCGAGGAGAGCAUUUUGAUUGGAGAUGGUUUUAUGUUAAAUCUCUUGAGCGUUAUGCAAAUGUUAGCAGUGAAAGUUAAGUUAGACAAGAUCGACUUCAUGUAUCCAUUCCAUGAAAAUGCACUAAUCAACAUUAAAAACGAAACGCGAGUCAUGUUCACCUCCCAAGAAGUUACAGACUGGUUGCAAAAAAGAAUUGAUGACGGCGAGAAAUGGAACGAAGUCAAGUUUGCAACGAAAUGCUGGUUCUUGACAUUGCAUUGUCAUCAUGUAGCGCUUAUGCCGACCUUACAGAAAUAUCAGAGACGUUUGCGUCUUAUGAGAGAGUUGCAGAAAUUGAUUGAUGAUACUGUUGCUUCAGAAGCUCAAUGGAAAAAUACUCCGUACGCAAAUAGAAACAAACUAUUCAUAAAGAAAUGGAAGCAACAGCACAAAAAACUAACAAAGUCGAAAAUUUGCGCGGACACCGGCGUCCUGGAUAAAAAUCUGAUGAGAAGAACGCUAAUCUUCUACACACAAGUUGCCGAAUACUUAUUAUACCUAUUGACAAAUUCAAAACCGGGAGCUUGCGUCAAUACUCUGCCUCUUCCGCACAACUCUGAUGUGCCAAACGUCUUCUCCGCAAUUCCGGAGUGGUACGUUGAGGACAUCGCCGAAUUCCUUUUGUUUGCGUUACAUUUUAUUCCGAAAGUGAUCAUCGAAAAUAUGGAAGACACCAUGAUAACAUUUUUAUUGGCAAUGGUUUGCUGUUCUAAUAGCAUUAAAAGCCCGUACUUGAUUGCCAAAAUCGUAGAAGUGAUUUUCACCAUAAAUCCGCAAGUGCAGAAUAACACGGAAUCUUUACACAACCGCAUAAUGUCGCAUCAAAUUUCGCAAACACUAUUGCCUAGUUCGCUGAUGAAGUUCUACACGGACGUUGAAACGACUGGAUCCAGUUCGGAGUUUUACGAUAAAUUUACUAUUCGCUACAACAUUAGCUUAAUCUUCAAAGGGAUGUGGGUAUCUCCGGUGCACAGGCAAGCAUUGAUAAACGAGUCUCGGAGCGGUAAGCAGUUUGUCAAGUUCGUAAACAUGCUUAUGAACGACACGACCUUUUUGUUGGACGAGUCCUUGGAGAGUUUAAAGCGGAUCCACGAAGUUCAAGAGUUGAUACGAGACACACAAGGCUGGGCCAAAAUGAGCUCGGAACAACAACAAACGCGUAUGCGCCAAAUGAAUGCCGAUGAGCGGCAAUGCAAGUCAUAUUUAACAUUGGCCCGGGAAACGGUCGACAUGUUCCACUACUUGACCACGGACAUCAAGGAACCGUUCCUGCGUCCGGAACUCGUCGACCGUCUGGCCUCCAUGUUGAAUUUCAAUUUGACGCAAUUAUGCGGCCCUAAAUGCAAGAAUCUCAAGGUGAAGAAUCCGGAAAAGUACGGCUGGGAACCGAGAUGGCUUUUGAGUCACAUCGUGGACAUUUAUUUGCAUUUAGAUUGCGAAGAUUUUGCAAGGGCAAUCGCUGGCGACGAACGUUCUUUCAGCAGAGAACUAUUCGAUGAUGCCGUGACCAGGAUGGAGAGAUCCACCAUAAAGUCGGGCGUAGAGUUGGAGCAAUUCAGGACUCUGUCAUCGAAGGCACAACAGAUACUGGAGGAUAAUCAGAAAUCCGAAGACUGGAUGAACGACGCUCCCGACGAGUUCAAAGAUCCUUUGAUGAUGACUGUGAUGACCGAUCCUGUACUAUUGCCGAGUGGUCUCAUCAUGGACCGUUCCGUUAUAAUGAGGCAUUUACUAAAUAGCAGCACUGAUCCCUUCAAUAGGCAACAUUUGACUGAAGACAUGCUUGUACCAGCUACUGAGUUGAAGGAGAGGAUAAGAUCUUGGAAAGCAGAGAGAUCCAAAUCUACUUAAGGUAUUUCAAUUAAUUCUCUUUUUCUUCAUUUAUAUUUUAUUUAGUGCAAUUGUGAUUUGGGCUUAUACAAUUAUUUUUCCCCCCCUCAUAAACAAUAAAGAAAGUGAAAUGGAAACUGCCAAUCUUAAAUUAAAAAUUAACAAAAAAUAAUGAUAUAUGUAAUAAAUAAACAGAACAGAAAUAUGAAACAAACUACAAAUUGUGUAUAGAUUUAUUAUAAUUAUAAUUGUGUUUUGUAUAUAUUUGAUUUGAGAAAGACUUGCGUUUAUUAUAGUAGUAUAGGCUAAAUCCAAUAAUGAUAAGAUGAACAAUGAAAAUUGUGCAGAUUUGAUUUUAUUUACGUAUGUGUAAGUUUUUUGUAAGGUAAAACAUUAAGUUUAAAAUUUUUUAUAUGAACUGUAUCAAAUAUAAAUAAAAGAUGUGGUACUCUAU
Nicrophorus vespilloides is the source of this 4234-nucleotide messenger RNA. It is a transcript of the gene Ube4B, whose product is annotated as ubiquitin conjugation factor E4 B. Gene Ontology annotation, molecular function: ubiquitin-ubiquitin ligase activity. Gene Ontology annotation, cellular component: nucleus; cytoplasm; ubiquitin ligase complex. Gene Ontology annotation, biological process: protein polyubiquitination. NCBI's taxonomy places the organism in Eukaryota, Metazoa, Arthropoda, Insecta, Coleoptera, Silphidae. The transcript has 5 exons. Bases 376 to 3801 code for a protein of 1141 amino acids. The record is from RefSeq and is a predicted model, not a curated record.